AUGAUGUUGUUCCCAAUGCGCCAAUCAAUGGUGCCCCUCAUCAGCUCUUCCACUCCACGAACUUUCUCGACGUCUUCUGCCUUUCUCCGUCGAGUCGCGAAUCCUACGAUACCAAGUACCUCCAUUAAGAUCUUUCGGGAUAUACCUGCUCUACGCCAAUGGCGUCGCAAACAACUUAUCGAUUAUCGAACGGUUGGUCUUGUGCCAACUAUGGGAGCUCUCCAUGAGGGUCACUUAUCACUUAUUCGUCUUGCCGCUACAGAAAAUUCAAAUGUGAUAGUCAGUGUUUAUGUCAAUCCGACCCAAUUCGGCGUCCACGAAGAUCUUGAUAGCUAUCCGAAGACGUGGGAAGAGGAUUGUAAGAUGUUGAAGGAUCUUGAUAUGGAAUUGGCCGACAAUGGGAAUAUGGGCAAGAUCGCGGCUGUGUUUGCGCCUACAACAGAAACAUUAUAUCCGAGCGGACCGCCAAGUCAAGAAGUCGAAGCAAAGGGGAGCUUUGUCACAAUAACACCGGUUGGAGAGCUACUUGAGGGGUCAAGUCGGCCAAUAUUCUUCAGAGGAGUGGCUACCGUUUGCAUGAAGUUAUUCAACAUCGUUACGCCAGAAAACGUAUAUUUUGGACAAAAGGAUGUACAGCAAACCGUGGUUAUAAAGAAGAUGGUUAAGGAUUUCUGUAUGGAUACAAAAGUUAUCAUCGGAGAUACCCAACGAGAGCACGAUGGCCUGGCAUUGAGCUCAAGAAACGUUUAUUUGGGAACGAGGAGAAGAAAUGUAGCUACAGCACUGUCCAAAGUACUCACAGUUGCUGAGCAGGGAUACAAAUUCGGGCAUCGAUCAAGAGAUGAGCUCUUGGGACCUGCAUUAGAAAUGGCGAAAUUGUUGUUAAUGGAACAACAUCAAUUGAAGCCCGAAGAACGAGUAAGAUUCGAACUGGAUUAUAUUUCAUUGGCAAAUCCUGAGACCAUGGAGGAAGUCGAGGAGGUCGACGAAAUGAAAGGCGCAAUCUUGAGUGGUGCGAUAAAGAUGCUCCCAGUAGAAGCACCACAAGAAGGAGAGGAUCUUGGUUUGUCUGGUGGGCCUACUAUCAGGUUGAUAGACAACAUCAUAUUGAAGCCUGUAAAACUAUGA
Sclerotinia borealis F-4128 is the source of this 1128-nucleotide messenger RNA. The record is from the annotation of a GenBank genome assembly. NCBI's taxonomy places the organism in Eukaryota, Fungi, Ascomycota, Leotiomycetes, Helotiales, Sclerotiniaceae.